Molecule: messenger RNA, 450 nt
Organism: Numida meleagris (helmeted guineafowl)
Lineage: Eukaryota; Metazoa; Chordata; Aves; Galliformes; Numididae
Product: feather keratin Cos1-2-like
Exons: 3
Cellular component (GO): intermediate filament
Molecular function (GO): structural constituent of cytoskeleton
Source: RefSeq, a predicted model, not a curated record
AUGCAGCAGGCAUCAGGUCCUCCACUGCCUCUGGAUAUGGGACAUCUUAGGUCCAUUAUAAAAGGCAGCCCAGCUCCUUGCUUUCUCAUCCACUAUUCUUGCCACCUUCUUCUUGGGAACCAGGUGCACAUCUAUCCCUGAGACAUGUCCUGCUGUAACCCGUGUGUACCAUGCCAACCCUGUGGCCCAACCCCGCUGGCCAGCAGCUGCAAUGAGCCCUGUGUCAGGCAGUGCCAGGAUUCCAUUAUUGCCAUUGAGCCCUCUCCUGUGGUGGUGAUCCUGCCCGGACCCAUCCUCAGCUCCUUCCCACAGAACACCGUUGUGGGAUCCUCCACCUCCGCUGCUGUUGGCAGCAUCCUCAGCUGUCAGGGAGUGCCCAUCACCUCGGGGGGCUUUGACCUCUCCUGCAUUUCCAGCCGCUACUGUGGCAGAAGGUGCAACCCCUGCUAA